UCCGAAUGCCGAACCGGGACCAUCCUUCACUUCGGUAAUCGAAAAUCUCGCAAACAAAUCGGACAGUUCAACCGAAUUUUUUUCUGAUUCAACAGCAAAUGAGUCCAAAGAGUUAGACUCUGUCUCCUCGUUGAACCUGUCGACAAUGGGAGAGUUGAUCAGCUGUUCCGAAAAAGACGACGCUUCCGCGACCUCUACCAACUGGAUCGACAUGAUCGAAAAAGCGGAGAAGAUGCAGCAGCCGCAGAAACUCGAUUCUCCGUACCGCACACGAGAAGCCGAGAUCAAUGAUUGGAAACCUGCGUUUCCCAUCGACAAGAGGGAGUUUUACGCUUGGAUAACCUGCGCCGAAAACGAGGGGUACCUAUAUCUAAGGGACGAGAGCUUGCAAUCUGUCUACCAGGAAAUGGAGAGUAACAUCAAGGAAUAUUUCGAGAAUCAACCUCCGAUCCAGGAGAAGCACGACUGGCAACCUGGGCAGCUGUGCACGAUAUCGUACAAGGGUUUGUGGUACAGAGGAAAGGUUUACAAGGUCAAUAGUCCUGAUGAUAUUGUGGUGGUGAUGAUCGACUUCGGAAGCGACCAUAAUUUGACAGCAAAUGACCUCAACAGACAAAUCAUGUUUCCUUCGAUUCCUGCUUUCGCGUCAAAGAUCAAACUCGAUCGAGUAUUCCCAAAAUCGGAAACCUGGUUGUCCUCCGAUUACGAAACAUUCCUCGAUAUCGUAACCGAAUAUGCGAGGAUUGUCAUCACAGGUCCCCUCGAAGCGAAAGUUCCCUUGGCGGAGGUGUUCACCGACAAAGGCGUCAAUGUUAACCAGUUGUUGGUGAAACUUUGUCACAAUCUAACUAGGAGCGAGAAAAACAACGACGACAAUUCAGACGACGAUGGGGUGGUCAUCGAAGAAGAGGCAAUCGAAGGGAUUGUAGAGGAAGAUGUCGCCUCAAAUUUGCUUAAAAAGCCGGAAAAGCUGCCAACUCCAGUGGACACGACCAGCUUUGAAUACACGGUCGAAGAGCUUCCUGAGAAGGCAGACACCGAGAAAGUUCUUAUGUCAAUACUGUCUGUAUUGUCAUAUAAUAAGGUAGUUUUAAAAUUGACUACAGAGGCCUGGAGAGAUGAAUUGUUUCUGCUUAGCAGCGAAAUACAAGAAUGCGUGGAUAAUCUGCCAGCUCUGACAACAUUUGAGGUUGGUAUGCCAUGUGUGUGCCCCUAUGUCGAAGACGGAAUUUGGUACCGUGCCAAGAUAUAUAACACUGACGGGAUAGACUGCAACUAUGUUUUUGUCUUCUUUGUCGACUACGGCAAUAUUGAAUCUGUACCCAUAAAAGACAUCAAGAUGAUGAAGCCUGAGUGGUUCAAUGUGCCUGUUCUAUGUCACAUGGCGAAUCUGAAUAUCAGUCUGAAGAACGAGAGUCAUGCCAAGCAUGUGCAAGAGUACAUAAAAAAGCUGUAUGGGAAAAACAAACUGGGGCAAAUCGUCAAGAGGUACCCCCUCACAGUCGAUUUGUAUGAUCCGGACGAUACCUUGUGCUACCAGUCAUUGAUAAAGAGCGGGUUGUUGGAGGUUGCUGAAAAGUGAUUGGCAUUUCUCUAUAGGUCAUUACUGUUGAGAAUUUUUUUUAAUUUGUGAUAGGUUCAAGUUAGUUUUGUGUUUUAUAUGAGACUUUCUUUACGGUGUAAGUGUAUGUUCACUUUGGCAAAUAUAGUUACUCUUUAAGCAAA
This is a messenger RNA of Leptinotarsa decemlineata (Colorado potato beetle), 1725 nucleotides long. Its product is annotated as tudor domain-containing protein qin. Gene Ontology annotation, molecular function: zinc ion binding. The record is from RefSeq and is a predicted model, not a curated record. Lineage: Eukaryota; Metazoa; Arthropoda; Insecta; Coleoptera; Chrysomelidae.